AUGAGACACAUUGUCUACACUGCUCGUGAAUUGCUGCGUCUACGCCACAAGCCUCCCCAAAAAGACAUCUCCAACAAACUCGUCUCCAAGGUCUUGGAAGACAGAGAAUUAGAAGACAUCAUCCGCACCCCUUUCGUGAACAGUCCAUCACUGUCCCUUAUCAUCGAAGAGGGUAACUCCAGCGACGCUGACGAGAUGCAUCGACGUCCUGCGCAGCAGCUUGACGGUACCGACUCGGAUCGCAAGUACCGAGGCCGGAGUGAUUCUGAGCUUGAUCGGGCACCGACUGUUGCUCCAGCAGAUCUUGCAACCCAGAAAUCGGAAGGCUUUCAGAAGUUUUACAACUCUGUUGUUUCCCCUACCCAUGUUCGGGUCACUGCUGGUGGCCGAAUCGUGCCUAACACUCGAGGGCCUCACUCUCCUACAACCAAAUGGAGCCGCGAGCGAAGCUCGAUCGAUGGACAGAGCCAGGCUCGUAACAUGAAUGGUAACCAGCCUGAGGGCGUUGCUUAUCCUGUUCUUCCUCCUAGCUGGGGCCACUUUGCUCCCAUGGUUCCUCCACAUGCUCCAGGGACUUUACCAGGAAUGGCACUUCGACCUGAAGGGAUGCCUUUUAUGCCUCCUCCUAUGGGUUACAACUUGGCUCCCAUUUCAUACAGUCAGUUUCCUACCACUGGUCUUCCCAUGCAGCUCCCGAGUCAAGCUGCUUCUUAUGGCAAGCUUCCGGACGCGGGUAUGGAACAGGCACGAAAUGUUCACCUCUCUCCUACCGAUCAGUUCGACAACUCCCGACCAUUUCUCUACAACGGACAGUGGUGGAUCGCAAAUGGAGGUACUCUAUACCCUAUCAGCAUGCCGCCUCAGAUGAGCUUUGCAUCCCCUGUUGUCCCCAGUCCAUCGGCUCCUCGCCCCAGUGUUGAUUUCAACGCAGCUCCUGCUAGAUAUGGACACCCAUCGUCACGACAGCCUGAGCAAUUACCUCUUCGCUUACAGAAUGAGCCUUCGCGCUCCGCCAGUCCUCCAGUGUCGUCAAUUCGUCCGAGCUCGAUUACCCAGAAGCAGCUUGAGGUUCUUCGCAGUCAAAAACGCUACCAUCAAGACCAACUUCGGUACAACAAGCACCAGAUCGAUGUUCGAGACAUGGAAGAGCAGCUUGAGAACAUUUGCCGCGAGAUUGAGCAUUUCGAGCGCAUGCUGACGACUCAGCUCGAGUUCGAGUCCAGGAAGUAUCCCCCAGAGGUCGUGUCUCCUAACGGACCGCCUUCCAACUCAUCCAAUGACUAUGGCAAUAGCAACAGCGAGUCCGACGGCCUAAACGCUGUAAAUGCAGUGCAUCUCUCGGGCUUCGGGAAUAAAUCGACGGUCGACGAGACUGGUGGCACCUUUCCACAAAUUGCGAGUGUUCAAAGCCGGCUGCAAAUCACGGCAGACCCUUCGGCCAAGAACUUCAGCAAUGCGUCGAAGAAUAACGAUGUACAACAGCGUAAGCCAUCAAGCCUUCCGAUCCAUGCUGCUUUGGCGCCUGUCUUCCAGCCGCGCUCAGAUCUAUCGACUUCCGCUAUCGCACCCACUGAGGUGGAAGAAGUCGACGAGGGGGCACAGAUCCGGCAAUACGAACGCAUGUACAAGAACGCUGAGGGCUGGCGAACGUUCUUCAGGAACAAGCUCCAUGCUGACAAGAGUAUGGGUCCUCCCUAUCUCAUUGGGAAGCUCAAGCCAGGAGUCCGGCCAGAAAACGCCAGAGACACUGAUUAUGUGUACGAUCGUGAGCUGACACCAGAGGAGGAGCGUGCCCGCUUCACAUAUUGGGGACGAGCACCUUUUAUCUUCGAGAAUGGACUCCCUCUGUAUGACGGCAAGAAUUUCUAUCCGCCCUGCGUUAUCAAGGAGGAGCCUGUUGGCGCUGAUGAGUCUGUUCCGCAAAACGCCUUUGGGCCAGAUGAGUCAAAGACGCCGCCUAUGAAGCCCAAUGAGGUUGAUCCCUUCCAUGCUGUCUCCCAAGCUACCAGGCCUUCUGCCCGUUACGCUUUUGAUGAUGCUACUCGCUCUGAGUCUUUGCAUCGUACCGACGACUCUCUCCACGCAAGCUCAACCUCCGAGGUGCCACGAUCUGAAUCCCACGCUGCUCAUUCUGGAAGUCGAUACCUGGAAUUUCGCCGUGCGAUCAAUGAGCGUCCACGAAUCCCGAGUGAGAAGUUACGUGCUAGAGCUUCAGACGACUCGGGUGACGAAGAGGGCAAUCUUCUCUUCAAAGGGCGCCGGGUUGAUCGAGAUGCGAGCAAGUAUCCGAAAGACAUCUGGUCCACGAUGCGAAAAAAUGGGAAAACGAGCGCGAACGUAGUUGCAGGACAAGUCUCCCCUAUGACUGCCCAAGGCGUGCUGCCUCAUUACGCUGGGCAUGCCACUGCAUCCUUAACUCCUGCAGUUACGACCAACUCUCGUGGUAAUAGUGCCAAGCUGGGAGACGUGAACGCUUCCCCAACAGGAAACAUCACUGUCGGAAGACGUGAAGAGAACAGACCGCCCCUUGAACUUCUUGAUCAACAACUGCGCGGCGUCAGCCUUCAGGACAAGAGCCACCAUGGGUUCUCUACUCGCUGA
Fusarium fujikuroi IMI 58289 is the source of this 2601-nucleotide messenger RNA. RefSeq lists its product as uncharacterized. NCBI's taxonomy places the organism in Eukaryota, Fungi, Ascomycota, Sordariomycetes, Hypocreales, Nectriaceae. The transcript is spliced from 3 exons. Bases 1 to 2601 code for a protein of 866 amino acids. The record is from RefSeq and is a predicted model, not a curated record.